Molecule: messenger RNA, 2058 nt
Organism: Naegleria lovaniensis
Lineage: Eukaryota; Heterolobosea; Eutetramitea; Acrasida; Naegleriidae
Exons: 1
Coding region: 1-2058 (685 amino acids)
Source: RefSeq, a predicted model, not a curated record
AUGUCAUCAACUUCGGAUCAUCACGAUGGAUCAAUACCAAGUUUGAGAGAAUUAUUAUUCGAGAGCUCGAAUGGAUCUCUCUUUAUUCAUGAAAUUGUACCGUAUUUAAAUUUGAAUUUUCUGUUGAAUACCAUGUUUUUCAUUUCGAAAGACGUAGCGAGGCUCGUUCAACAACAAAAUCAUCAUCCCUUCGUAGUGAAUUUACGAAAAAUAACCAAUAACAAAGCAUUGGAAAAAACCAAACAACAGAAGAAGAAGAAGACUCAUAUGCCAUGUUCAAAGAUCAGAUCCAUGAUUCAUUUUGCGAAUGGAUUGAAAGUUGAAACUCCUUUUAACAGCAAAGUUGAAAACCAAAUGAUGGAAAAUGUAAACGUAAUUUUGGAGAGAGUUGUUGACAAUAAGAAGGAACUCUUUAUAUCCAUACAUUUGCCAUCGAUUUACAUGCAAGAUGAUAUUGUUAACAAUCUCUUGAACGGUGUUGCGGAGACUUGUAAAAAGUCAACAUCUAUAAUUACAACACUUUCGCUAUAUGAAGCGUGUUAUUGUAAACCUAAUAUUUUAAAGCCUUUCUCGAAUACUCAUGUGAAACAUUUGAGGCUCUAUAAUUGUCGUAGGAUAGAUCUUUGUUCAAUUUUGGAGAGUCACUUGGACUUUGAUCAGCUGACUGUUGUUGGACCUUUUAGCGUACCAGAAUUGAUGGAUAUUUACAAACUUAAAGAGCUUGAAAGAAAGAAGAUAACUGUACAUAGUACCUCAAGUAUCAUUCUUGCUGGUAGAGAAAUUGAAAAGAUUUUCCCCAUUAUGGAUCAUACUGAAUUUUCCUCCAUGAAAAUUUACGUCGAUGACUCUCCUUUUAUAUCCCCACUUCGUUUGAAAACGAAAAAUAUUGAAUUAGAGAGCAAUUAUUCUUCUAAAAUUUGUAUUCCGAAAGUGGUUUCUAAUAAUUGUGAAGUUGUCACGUUUAGCAAAAUUAGAAGUCUUACUUUUACACGUCCAAGUUAUACUACGUUAGAUGUAUUACCAAAUUUUUUCUCCCUGAAAAGGCUAUCAUUUUCGGGUUGUCAUGUAACCUUGAGACAUGACCAUGAAGAGAAUUGGCAGUUUUAUAUGCCUAACCUGACCUUCUUAUCAUUGAAAAACUGUAGUUUCAUGUUCGAGGAGGAGAAUGGUAAUGCCAUACCAAACAAUCCUCUCUUUAUUAGUCUAUUACAAAUCCCUAAUGCCACAAAUGUACAGUUGAUAGAAAUGGGAUUGAAAGAGGUACCAAUUUUAAACACGUCACAACUGAGCACUCUAAGCUUGGAAGGAAAUCCAAUCGAUGACAAUACUUGGAAUAGUAGCACAGUCUUUCAAUUUUCAACAUUGAAGCGGCUCGAAUUAAGAAAAACCAAGUUUAAAUAUUUCAAAACUUUGGAGCCACUCUUUGACAAAUUUGAGCAUCUAGAUCUAAGCAACAUUCCCCUCACAGAUAUUAUUGUGUCAUUGAAUGGUCGUGUGAAAUUAUUUUCUCCAGACUUUCUAUUAGAAUCAGAAAGAAACAAGUACUUUGAAACCUCAACCCCAUUCUUCAAUGGAAGCGAUCGAGACAUAUAUCUUUCUCUGAAAAAUAUUCUCUCCAUGGAUCAGUACAAACAUUUCCUUUCACACGAAUUGCCAAGCGUUGAAUUUAUUGGAAAUCCAAAAAAGAAAUCUCAUCCACAUACACUAGAUACCACAAAUGUGAUUUUUUGGAAUGUUCUCUAUUCCAACAAUGCAGCACGAGGCAAUACUCCCAGAAUAGGCAGCGCCAUUAUUGAUUAUCUAUCGAAUGCAACACAAUUUGCUAUUAGACUUACUCCUUCGUUAACAACAUACAACUAUGGGCAAGAAUGGAUCUUCAUAGCUUGUUGUUAUAGGAACAAUAUAUUGCAAAACGUUUUGAGAUUAGAUUCUAUCAUAAUGGAAAAGCAUAUUCCAAACAUUCUCACGAAUUGGAGCUACAUUUCAUCACAUAGAACUGCCGUUCAACAAUUGAGAGAGAAGUAUAAUAUCAAGGCAAUUUCGAGUGACAUCAAAUAA